AUGGAGGGUUUGAUUAUGAAUCAUGAAAUGAAGCCGCUAUCUAAGUUCAGGAGGAUUUGUGUGUUCUGUGGUAGUAGUCAAGGCAAGAAGAGAAGCUACCAGGAUUCCGCCAUUGAACUUGGCAAGGAAUUGGUUUCAAGGAACAUUGAUCUGGUCUACGGUGGGGGCAGCAUUGGCCUGAUGGGUUUAGUUUCACAAGCUGUUCAUGAUGGCGGUCGGCAUGUCAUUGGAGUUAUACCCAAGACACUCAUGCCUCGAGAGUUGACUGGUGAAACUGUAGGGGAGGUGAAGGCAGUGGCAGAUAUGCAUCAAAGGAAGGCAGAGAUGGCAAAGCAUUCAGAUGCUUUUAUUGCCUUGCCAGGUGGCUAUGGGACUCUAGAAGAACUACUUGAAGUCAUAACCUGGGCUCAACUGGGAAUUCAUGACAAGCCAGUGGGACUGUUGAAUGUUGAUGGAUAUUACAAUUCACUACUGUCAUUUAUUGAUAAAGCUGUCGAGGAAGGAUUUGUCAGUCCAAGUGCACGCCAAAUUAUCGUAUCAGCGCCAACGGCGAAGGAGUUAAUGAAGAAGUUAGAGGAGUAUGUGCCUUGCCAUGAAAGAGUUGCUUCACAGCUGAGUUGGGAGAUAGAGCAGCUUGGUUA
Messenger RNA from Cucumis sativus (cucumber), 641 nucleotides. RefSeq names its product cytokinin riboside 5'-monophosphate phosphoribohydrolase LOG3-like. Gene Ontology annotation, cellular component: cytosol; nucleus. The record is from RefSeq and is marked provisional. Gene Ontology annotation, biological process: cytokinin biosynthetic process. Lineage: Eukaryota; Viridiplantae; Streptophyta; Magnoliopsida; Cucurbitales; Cucurbitaceae. Gene Ontology annotation, molecular function: hydrolase activity, hydrolyzing N-glycosyl compounds.